Messenger RNA from Podospora bellae-mahoneyi, 1125 nucleotides. RefSeq lists its product as uncharacterized. Lineage: Eukaryota; Fungi; Ascomycota; Sordariomycetes; Sordariales; Podosporaceae. The record is from RefSeq and is a predicted model, not a curated record. The transcript has 4 exons. The coding region runs from base 1 to 1125 and encodes 374 amino acids.
AUGGAGCGAGAGGCUGUGGCAAAAAAGCCUUCUAGGAUGAAGAGCGUGCGUCAGUGGUUAUCACUGCGAGUGACCCAAGAACGCACCAAGACUGAAGCAUCUGCGGAGCUCCUGCCGAAUCAUGAACCAAGCUCGCAAUUAGAAGUGGAUGAAGGGGCGGCAAGAGCAACACCUCCUGAGACUGCGAGCAAUAAGAAUGCAGCCGCCAGUACUGAAACUGGCAAAGAAGAUCGCAAGGACAGUAAGGAUGACGGCGAUGAGCAAGGGUCGACUACUGUUGCGCAGCUCGACAAUCCUGAAGCAAAGGGCGAGAGCGAGAGCGAGAGCGAGGAAAACAGACCUGAAGACGACAAGGACGACGGCGAUGCUGUCGACAAGUCAGCACGGGACUUCUGGAAAGAAGCAUGGGAGUCGGACGAGCUAGGAGAGGCGAAAAGGGCCCUUCUGCAAGGCAGGUCGGGGGUCAGCAAGUCGAAGGACCAGAAGCCUUCGCGGGCUGAUUCGAUCGAGCUCGUCUGGCUCGUCAUCGAAAAUACCGAGGCCAAGAUGAUUAAUUACAAGGCGCGCUGGGGAUCUGACAACGGUGAAACCUCUCUUAGAAAUGCGAAGUCUAUAUUGUUCUCGGCCUUAAUCUUUAAGGACUUGCUUGAUAAUGUCGUCAAAUUUGGUCUGACAGGCUAUUGUUCAGCGGCAUGGGCUGUCGUGUCCUUUGGUCUUACGGUAAAACCCGAGUAUCCCAAUGGAUCCUGCCUGCAGUUGGCCCUCCAUGACAAGGAACUGGCGGACUCUACAUUCAAAGCCUGCAGCUACCUGAGCCACUCGAUGGCUCUGUAUUCUCGAAUGGAGUCAAACUACCACGAGCGAAAAGCCAAGCAAGAGAAGCAACUCGAGGAUGCCUGGUCACGGUAUAUACGGCCAUUCUUGUCCCGGGUCAAAAAGUUCAUCCUCAGCUUGGCUGGACAGCCACUCCGCGAUCUGGAGACGAAGAUCAACGAAGAGAAAUCUGCAUUAGAGGAUUGGCAGAACCAGGUUUCGAGAGAACUUGCGGACGAAGCUCGUGAGGAGAUUAUGGAAAUCAGAACAAACACGGAAGUGAUAUUGAGGAGAGUCGACGGUCUGGCCUAG